This is a messenger RNA of Entrophospora sp. SA101, 580 nucleotides long. The record is from the annotation of a GenBank genome assembly. Lineage: Eukaryota; Fungi; Glomeromycota; Glomeromycetes; Entrophosporales; Entrophosporaceae.
GGUUGGUCAAACUGGAAAUGGAAUAGGAGGAGAAAGUACAACAAAUGGAAGAUCUUCAACUAAUACUAACGGCAAUGUGCAAUCUUCAACUAAUGGUCAAUUUUCGACUAAUAAUGGUCUGCAAGGAACUCGAAGACGUGAGAUCGUCAGGCUAAUGGUGCAAGCAAUGCAAGAUAUGGGUUAUAAUCAAGCCGCCACAACCUUAGAAAAUGAGUCUGGUUUCCCACUUGAAAGUAAAGAUGUUGCAAGAUUUAAAGAUGGUGUUUUAAAUGGUGACUGGGCUUUAGUAGAAAGUCUUCUUCCAAUUUUAGAAUUGGAUAAUAGUAAAGAUGCUGUUGUAAAAUUUUUGAUUCGAGAACAAAAAUUUUUUGAAUUAUUAGAAUCUAGUCAGUUAAAAAAAGCUCUGCACGUAUUAAGAACUGAACUUACACCACUUGAUUUUAAUUUGGACAGGGUUCAUGUUUUAUCUAGUUACAUUAUGUAUUCAAAUGCUGAAGAUUUAAGAUUUCAUUCUGAAUGGGAUGGUGCUAAAGGAACAUCGCGUCAAAAAUUAUUGCUAGAACUUCAAAGUAUGAGUUAA